UAUUUGUUUACAUUGAUUUUCGGUCUGAAAUAAUUAAAAUCAUUUUAAAAAUGACAAUUUUGAAGGAAAAAUUAAGUGAUUUUAAGGAAAAGUUUGAGGAAGCACAGAAGCUGAUCGAGGAAACCAAGACUGAGACUUUGGAGCCUUAUAAAAAUCAUUAUCGAGCACGAGAAAUUCUUUGUGAAUUAGAGAAAAAUUUAUUGAAUGUUUCCGACAGUUUUAAGGACGAUGAGGAUGACAGGCUGACUAUUAAUGCUAUUUUAGGAUACGUAAUGAAGGAUAUUGGCAAAAUAAGCAUGUUUGUGGAUGAGACAUCGCUGGCUCAGAAAUAUUUUCAAAGAACAAUUGAAUUGCUGGAAGUUGAUAAAAACAGCUUAAAAAUCAUCGUUUGCUUUGUGGAUGUGCUUAAUCAACUUGGUAUCUUAUGGUCUAAACUAGAUGAUGUCGAAAAAUCUAAGUCGUACUUAUUAAAAAGUGAAGAAACAGCAAAUCAAUUUAAAGAAAUGUCUAAGAUCCAGCCACUGACGAUUUUCGAUGUAUUUGGAACUUCCGAUGAGAUUGAAAAGGGAAAAGGACAAGUGAGUUUAGAGAAAACUUGCACAUUAACUUAUUUCUAUCUCGCUCAAGUAUUUGGGCAACUUGGAGAUUUGGAUACAUCCGCAAAAUAUUGUCAUUUGACAUUAAACAGACAAUUGGAACUGAAAGAUUAUGAUCCAGUUGAAUGGGCAUUAAAUUCUGCAACAUUAUCACAAUAUUAUUUCGGCAAGAAUAUGCUUAAACAGUCAAGACAUUUAUUAGCUGCUUCCAGUUACAUGCUAGCUAAUUUUUCAGUAGAUCUUGAAGCUUGUGAAUUGUUAGAAGAUCAAAGAGCAGCAGCAACUGAGAAUCUCAAGCACAGAACAGCUGACGUCGAUUUAUGCUUUGCGAAAUAUUGCAUGUACAUCAUUAAAACAUCAAUUGAACGUUUACUGCAGGAAGAUGAGUCAGGAACAGACACUGAUGCUGCACAAUUCAAAAUCAACACUAGCUGUGAAAGAUUUCCAUUAGAAUUAAGUGUAUAUGAGCAACAAGUCACAGACCAAUUUGUGCUGACGUAUGAAGAUGCAAAGCAUGUCUUUUUAGAGGCACAGUCUUAUCUUAAUAAAGCUAAAGAAUAUUAUAACUUGGAUAGUGAGGCAUCGCAAUAUGCACGAAUAAUUCAGGAUUAUGCAAGUCUAUUUAAGCAUUUAGCAUUUUUUGAGGACGAUACAGCUAAUCAAGCAAAAUUACAUAAACGAAGAGCAGAUCAACUUGAAGCUGUACAGAAGGAACUUAAUCCUACUUUUUAUCUUAAUAUCUGCAGAGAAUUAAUGUUUGAGCUUGGAUUGACGUAUUCUGACAUGCUGGAUAUUAAGUGUGAAAAAUUGAAAUUUGAGGAAGUUCAGCCACAAACUUUAAGUAAGAUCAACAAGUUAUGUCAUAAAGCAAUUGAGAAGUUUCAAGAGUUUAUCGACAGCUACAAGGACAAGAAAACGAAUGAAAUUCCAGAAACAUUAGAUAUUGAUGACUAUCAAGCUAUUGGCUGUGCACAUUUCAAUCUUGGACGACUGUUCUAUAAAAUUAUUACGCCUGACAAAAAGAUGCAACUUGAUAAUACGCAAAAGAGCCUUUUGAACUAUAAAACCUUCUUAAAUUACUGCGAUAAGCACAAGGAAGUCGGGGAACGGAUGAAAGGUGAAAAAGGCGUUACACAAAGUAUGGCAGAGUUAUUGCCGCAUAAAAUUAAGAAGUUAAUGGACGAAAUAAGUCAAUAAAAGGAGCUACCGCAUGCAACGUUCUGUACACAAGCACCAAAUUGAAAUAAAGUCAUUAAUUAGGAAAAGGAAAUGCUUGACGCUUUAAAUUUGCUAAAUAAAAAGUUUUUAAUGAAUUGAGGAUGGAAUAAAAUUAUUUGUGCUUCAU
Chironomus riparius is the source of this 1941-nucleotide messenger RNA. NCBI's taxonomy places the organism in Eukaryota, Metazoa, Arthropoda, Insecta, Diptera, Chironomidae. The record is from the annotation of a GenBank genome assembly.